Messenger RNA from Pangasianodon hypophthalmus (striped catfish), 869 nucleotides. It is a transcript of the gene gadd45gip1, whose product is annotated as growth arrest and DNA-damage-inducible, gamma interacting protein 1. The record is from RefSeq and is a predicted model, not a curated record. Gene Ontology annotation, cellular component: nucleus. The coding region runs from base 47 to 730 and encodes 227 amino acids. NCBI's taxonomy places the organism in Eukaryota, Metazoa, Chordata, Actinopteri, Siluriformes, Pangasiidae. The transcript is spliced from 2 exons.
AUCCUGUUUGAGACGUACAGACGCACUCUGAAGGACGCAAUCAAACAUGGCGGCCUCCUUGCUGAGCAGGAGGGGAGUUGCGCUUUUAGGCUUUUCUAGUUUAAAAUCUUUUAUCCCUGUUGUUUCUGGGAAUAAUGUCGUACAGUUGAUAGCUGGUUAUAACCCGAGACCUCUCAGGCUGAACUUAAAGGAGCCUUACAUUCCGGACAGGAACAGUGAAAAGACCCCGGAGUGGCAGAAGACUGAGAAAUAUGAGCGCAAGCUUUUUGCACGUUAUGGCUUUGCCUCCGGAGUGGAUCCGGGUAAACUGUGGCCCACUGCCGCCCAGCUGGAGGAAUUAAUCCAGGAAGAGAAGCAAUGGCACCCGCCGCUCGAAGAAAUGCUGAAAAACAUCGCGGCGAAGGAGAAGGAAAGAGCAGAAAAACGGCUGGCGAGAGAGAAGCUGAUUGCUGCAAACAUGGCUAAAAUGCCCAAGAUGAUAGCAGACUGGAGGAAGGAGAAGCAGGAAGCAAAGAGAAAGGUGAAGGAGGAAAAGGCCAAAAAGGAGCGGUUGCUGGCUGAGGCUCGGGAGCGUUUCGGCUACGCACUGGACUCGCGCAGUUCCAAGUUCCAGGAGAUGCUCGCAGAGAUUGAAAAGGAGGAGAAGAAGAAGAGGAAGCUCCUGAAACGUCGAAAGAGAGAAGAGGAACAGGGGCUGACGACUCCUGCACCGGCUGCUGAAUCCUCAUAGAGACUCUGGCUGAGGGAAUACACAGACUGUUGUAUAUACUGACAUUGUAGUAACGUGUUUGACCAUCGUAAUGCAUUUUGGAAAAUCCAUCAUCAUGUCAUUAAAAGAACCGUAAUUAAAAUGUAAAGCCUGAUUAAUA